Cicer arietinum (chickpea) is the source of this 1351-nucleotide messenger RNA. RefSeq names its product leucoanthocyanidin reductase-like. NCBI's taxonomy places the organism in Eukaryota, Viridiplantae, Streptophyta, Magnoliopsida, Fabales, Fabaceae. The record is from RefSeq and is a predicted model, not a curated record. Gene Ontology annotation, molecular function: oxidoreductase activity.
CCUUCAUUUUUGCUAUCCCAUGCCCAAAUUGUUACAAUUAAUUAACUUUUCCCAAAAGCUAGCAAAGUAAUGGCACCAUCAUCAUCACUAGCAACUCCCAUUACCAUUACCAAUACCAAGGGUCGAGUGUUGAUUGUUGGAGCAACAGGUUUUAUGGGAAAGUUUGUGGCUGAGGCAAGUAUUACCACAUCACAUCCAACUUAUUUGUUGGUUCGGCCAGGACCUCUUAUUUCUUCUAAGGCUUCCAUUAUUAAAGCCUUUCAAGACAAAGGUGCCAUUGUCAUUUAUGGCGUGGUAAAUAAUAAGGAGUUUAUGAAGACGAUUUUGAAAAAGUAUGAAAUAGACAUUGUCAUUUCUGCAAUAGGGGCUGAGAGCUUGCUGAAUCAGCUUACUUUGAUCGAGGCCAUGAAAUCAAUUAAGACUGUAAAGAGGUUUUUGCCUUCAGAAUUUGGGCACGAUGUGGACAGGGCAGAUCCUGUGGAGCCAGGCCUAGCAAUGUACAAAGAGAAGCGUUUAGUUAGGCGUGUGAUUGAGGAAUCAGGUGUACCAUACACCUACAUCUGUUGCAAUUCUAUCGCAUCUUGGCCUUACUAUGACAAUUGCCAUCCAUCACAGCUUCCUCCACCUUUGGAUCAAUUGCACAUCUAUGGUCAUGGCAAUGUCAAAGCUUACUUUAUUGAUGGGUAUGAUAUUGGAAAGUUCACAAUGAAGGUGGUCGAUGAUGAUAGAACAAUCAACAAAAAUGUUCAUUUUCGACCUUCUACCAACUGUUAUAGCAUGAAUGACCUUGCUUCUUUGUGGGAAAAUAAAAUUGCUCGUCAAAUUCCAAGAGUCACCAUCUCUGAAGAUGAUCUUCUAGCAAUCGCUGCAGAAAAUUGCAUACCAGAAAGUAUUGUGGCAUCAAUCACCCAUGAUAUAUUCAUCAAUGGAUGUCAAGUUAACUUUAACAUAGAUGGAGUUCAUGAUGUUGAGAUUAGCAAUCUGUAUCCUGGUGAAUCAUUCAGAAGCUUGGAGGAUUGCUUUGAUAACUUUGUUCUCAUGGCUGCUGAUAAGAUUCAUAAAGGAGAAACUGAAGUUACUGGUACAAAGGCUUUAGUAGAAGCAGUGCCAAUCACAGCUUCCUGUUAAAAAGAGGAUAUUUGUUUUGAGUCAUAAUUAGGAUAUGUUUGAUGUUAUUUUGAAGACUGUUUCACUUCAUGUAUCUUAUUAAGAUAACCUAAGUAUAAACCACUGUUGUCUAAGACUCUAAGUAUUUUGUCACAUUAUUCUUGCUACUUUGUGUUGGGGUAAAGCUCUUCAUGUAGUUUAGCAUUUUCAUAUUUGAUAUUUGCCAUAAUGAUUUACAACAAAA